Asparagus officinalis (garden asparagus) is the source of this 1095-nucleotide messenger RNA. Its product is annotated as apoptosis-inducing factor homolog B-like. The coding region runs from base 1 to 1095 and encodes 364 amino acids. NCBI's taxonomy places the organism in Eukaryota, Viridiplantae, Streptophyta, Magnoliopsida, Asparagales, Asparagaceae. The transcript is spliced from 4 exons. Gene Ontology annotation, molecular function: flavin adenine dinucleotide binding; electron-transferring-flavoprotein dehydrogenase activity. The record is from RefSeq and is a predicted model, not a curated record. Gene Ontology annotation, cellular component: cytoplasm.
AUGGAUGGAGGAGGAGAAACUGUUGCCUCGGCUACGAAGCAGAAGGUCGUCGUGGUUGGGGGAGGAAUUGCAGGUUCAUUGCUCGCGAGGUCUAUUCAGGACUAUGCGGACGUCACCCUCAUUGACCCGAAGGAGUAUUUUGAGAUUCCAUGGGCAAGUUUGAGGUCAAAGGUGGACCCAUCAUUUGCAGACAAGGCAUUAUUUAACCACUCGGAGUAUUUAACCAACGGCAGAGUUAUCAUAUCCUCUGCAAAUAGCGUGACCGAGACAAAAGUUUUAACAACAGAUGGGCAUGAGGUUCCUUAUAAUUACCUUGUUGUUGCUACUGGUCAUGCGCCGUUCAAUCCCAGAUGCAGGAGGGAUAGGAUGGAACAAUUUCAAGAAGAAAAUAUCAAGAUAAAAAAUUCGGGGUCUAUUCUAAUCAUUGGAGGUGGACCCACUGGUGUUGAGCUCGCUGGAGAGAUUGCGGUGGACUACCCGGAGAAAAAGGUCACUCUGGUUCACAACGGACCAAGAUUGCUGCAGUUCAUUAGCCCCGGGGCUAGCAAAAAGGCACUGGAUUGGCUGAAAUCAAAGAAAGUCGAAGUUCUGCUUGAGCAAUCAAUUGGUUUGGGAUCAAUAUCAGAGGCAGACAAGACCUUCAUGACAUCAGCAGGGGAGACUGUAAUUGCUGAUAGCUAUUUUGUCUGCUUGGAUAAGCACGUAGCUUCAUCAUGGCUUCAGGAGUCUGUGCUAAAGGAAAGGAUUAAUAGGAUGGGAAGAGUGAUGGUUGAUGAGAACUUGAGAGUUGCAGGUCACAGGAAUGUCUUCGCCAUUGGUGACAUCACUGACAUUCAAGAAAUAAAACAAGGGUACCUUGCUCAAAAGCACGCCAAGGUGGUAGCAAAGAACUUAAAGAUUUUGAUGAAUGGAACUAAGAACAAGACGCUAGUCAAGUAUAAACCAUCGAUUCAAGUGGCGAUGAUUUCAUUAGGAAGGAACAGUGCAUUAGCGCAAGUACCAUUUCUAACAAUGGCCGGGUCGCUGCCCGGCAUGAUCAAGUCCAAGCACUUGUUUGUGGACAGGACGAGGAGGAAGAUGGGCCUGGAGUGCUAA